CGGCGCCAAAUUAGUCUAACCUUGUCAGUUGCCUAGCACUUACAUACUUUCAUUAUUUUUCGCCCCUUGUAAACUCUUCAAAUGGACCCUGGAAUACCGCUGGUAGUAGAUAAUGGCACAGGUUUCGUGAAAGUUGGUUACGCAGGCUCGAAUUUCCCUGAACAUGUAUUUCCGUCUAUCGUUGGCCGCCCUAUCCUUCGAGCAGAGGAACGGGUUGGCACUGCAGUGAUCAAGGAUAUCAUGGUUGGAGAUGAAGCUGCCCAAAAUCGAAACUAUCUCCAAGUAACACAGCCAAUGGAGCACGGUAUCAUAAAGAAUUGGGAAGAUAUGAAGCAUCUUUGGGAUUACACGUUUGAUGAGAAGCUCAAAGUUGAUCCAAGAGGAAGAAAAGUGUUAUUGACUGAGCCGCCAAUGAACCCAAAAGCAAACAGGCAAAGGAUGUGCGAGGUGAUGUUUGAAGAGUACGGUCUUGGAGGUGUAUAUGUUGCCAUUCAGGCUGUGUUGACUUUGUAUGCUCAAGGUCUUACAACUGGUGUCGUCGUUGACUCUGGUGAUGGUGUGACUCACAUCGUCCCCGUUUACGAUGGAUUCGCCUUACCUCACUUAACGCGUCGAUUGGAUAUCGCUGGACGAGAUGUCACCAGAUAUCUAAUUAAACUGCUUCUCAUGCGUGGUUAUGCCUUCAACCGAACUGCUGAUUUCGAGACUGUACGAGAGAUCAAAGAGAAAUUAUGUUAUGUUAGCUAUGAUCUCGAUCUUGACACCCGUCUUUCAGAGGAAACAACAGUACUUGUCGAGAGUUACCAGUUGCCUGACGGACGAACAAUCAAAGUCGGUUCAGAGCGAUUCGAAGCACCAGAAUGUAUGUUCCAGCCGCAUUUGGUCGACGUAGAACAGCCCGGUGUAGCAGAAAUGCUGUUCCAGACCAUUCAAAAUGCUGCUGUCGAUAUACGAGCUGAGCUAUACAAGCAUGUCGUCCUCUCUGGUGGAUCAAGCAUGUACCCCGGUCUUCCUAGCCGUCUAGAGAAAGAGAUGAAACAGUUGUAUCUGACGCGUGUCCUGAACGGUGAUCCAUCGAGAUUGAACAAAUUCAAGAUCAGAAUCGAAGACCCUCCUCGACGAAAGCAUAUGGUUUUCCUCGGGGGCGCAGUCCUUGCUGACAUCAUGAAAGGCCGUGAAGAAUUUUGGAUAUCACGAGAGGAGUGGUUCGAGCAGGGUGUUCGAUCCCUCGAUAAGCUUGGCCGAGGAGAAAAUUAGAUGAUACAUUUGUUUAGCAGCUGUGCUGUUUUCCAGUAACCACUGUAAUAUACGGACGGCUUAAAGUAACAUACAA
Messenger RNA from Lentinula edodes (shiitake mushroom), 1333 nucleotides. RefSeq names its product actin family. Gene Ontology annotation, biological process: Arp2/3 complex-mediated actin nucleation. Gene Ontology annotation, cellular component: actin cortical patch; Arp2/3 protein complex. The transcript is spliced from 8 exons. NCBI's taxonomy places the organism in Eukaryota, Fungi, Basidiomycota, Agaricomycetes, Agaricales, Omphalotaceae. The record is from RefSeq and is a predicted model, not a curated record. The coding region runs from base 82 to 1257 and encodes 391 amino acids. Gene Ontology annotation, molecular function: actin filament binding.